CAUGACGAGGAGUUUUCACGUUCCAGUGCGCUGCGCAAAGCUUUCAGAUAGUGGAUUGGAAGUGACGGUGACGAACUUCAGUAGCUUGUUUGGUUUGCAGUAAUGGACAGGGAGCCCCUCUCAGUCCUUUGUACUCCUGCUAUGGUGGUCGAUGUGGACAAAGUGAAGAAAAAUGCCCAGAGGAUGAUUGAAAAGUGUGAGAAGCUAGGAGUUAAGCUUCGCCCACAUAUGAAGACCCACAAAACCAUUGAGUGUGCUGACAUAAUGACGGGGGGUUCACGACGAUGCAUUGUGGUUUCCACCCUGGCAGAGGCCUGCUUUUUUGCUGACCAUGGAUUCGAUGACAUCCUCUAUGCUUACUCUCUACCUUUUGAUAAGGUGGAGCGUUGUGCUAUCUUGUCAGAGAGACUGGAGCUCUUUCAAGUUUUACUGGACCAUCCUGAUGCUCUGGAGCAGCUCAAAAAACGACCACUCAAAGGCGGUCGACUGUGGCAUGUCUGGUUGAAACUAGACUGUGGCAAUGGCAGAGCCGGCAUCCUGCAUUCAGAACCUGAGGCGCUCAGACUGGCGCAAUCCAUUGCUGAAGCGGCAGGUGUGCAGCUAACUGGAGUUUAUGCUCACUGUGGAAACACCUAUAACUGCAGAGGAGUCCAGGAAAUUCAGACUGUUGCGAAGGACACCACCAGAUUUACUCUGCAGUUCAUGGAAAAGUUAAAGAUUGCUGGCAUCACCUGCAAGUCCAGCAUUGGCUCCACACCCUCCUGUAGUCACCCAGGCCAAGACAUGGCACAACUUAGCGAGGUGCAUCCAGGAAACUAUGUCUUCUAUGAUGUUCAGCAGUCUAUCAUUGGCUCAUGCAGCGUGGAAGACAUUGCUGUGCGGGUUUUAACAAGAGUCAUUGGCCACUGUCCUCACAGGAACCAGCUACUGAUUGACUGUGGUUGGACUGGGUUAAGUGACACUCUGAUGAAGGCAGAAGUAGUCGCCAAAACAUGUCAGUUUGGAUGGUGCUGGGAAACUUCCAACCGGAUAUGCUGUAAUCGAAGGGCAUCCGGACCUCAAACUGUUGUCCAUGACUCAGGAGCAUGGAAGAGUGGAGCCCCUUUCAGGAAAGCUGGAUUACAGCAUGUACCCACUGGGUUCUCUGCUCACACUGAUUCCAUACCAUUCAUGUGCAACAGCAGCGAUGCAUCCUGUGUAUCAUGUGCACUCAGAGGGCAUUCUCACGGGCAAGUGGAAACCAACACGUGGAUGGUGAACAGAUGUAAAUAUCGGAUACUUGCAAUAGUUAACCUGUAUAGUAAUUUGCUAGCAGAUACAUGUAGAUAAUGUAGUUCUUGUUUACUAACAAAGUAAUUCAGGCAUUGCAAAUGUCUAAAUGACCAUGGCUUUUGGUUUGAUUUUGUUAUGUUAGAUAGUGCAGUAGAAUAUCUACUUGUAAAUAUGUGAGUGUAAAAUGCAAGUAAAGGCCAAUUGCAAAACAAUGACUUAAACAUUUUAUCACGCGCUAUAUAGUGUGUAUCAGUUCUAAUGGAUAUACUUUAUGAACAAAAAUAAAAAGAACUUUUGACU
Messenger RNA from Corythoichthys intestinalis (scribbled pipefish), 1572 nucleotides. RefSeq lists its product as uncharacterized. Gene Ontology annotation, biological process: D-serine catabolic process. Lineage: Eukaryota; Metazoa; Chordata; Actinopteri; Syngnathiformes; Syngnathidae. The transcript has 11 exons. Gene Ontology annotation, molecular function: D-serine ammonia-lyase activity. The record is from RefSeq and is a predicted model, not a curated record. The coding region runs from base 103 to 1329 and encodes 408 amino acids.